UUUAAAACUUACUUUCCAGGAAAGAAAAUUCCCCAAAUUUAUAGCAAAAGAAAUGGAGACGAUGUACAUAGAGGAGCUGCGGUCUUCGGUGAAUUUGCUAAUGGCCAAUUUGGAAAGCCUUCCAGUUUCGAAAGGUGGUCCAGAGUUUAAACUACAAAAAUUAAAACGGUCGCAGAAUUCUGCAUUCCUGGACAUAGGCGAUGAGAAUGAGAUCCAGCUGUCCAAGUCUGACGUGGUGCUGUCCUUCACCCUGGAGAUUGUCAUAAUGGAAGUGGAAGGUUUGAAGUCCGUCGCUCCCAAUCGAAUUGUUUACUGCACAAUGGAAGUGGAAGGAGGAGAGAAACUGCAGACAGACCAGGCAGAAGCCUCCAGACCACAAUGGGGAACUCAAGGAGAUUUCACCACUACACACCCUCGGCCUGUGGUUAAAGUAAAACUCUUCACAGAAAGUACCGGCGUCCUGGCCCUCGAGGACAAGGAACUGGGAAGGGUGAUAUUAUAUCCAACUUCUAAUAGCUCCAAAUCGGCUGACUUUCACCGAAUGAUAGUUCCAAAAAACAGCCAGGAUUCUGACUUAAAAAUCAAAUUGGCAGUGCGAAUGGAUAAACCGCCACAUAUGAAACACAGUGGGCACAAAAAAAUUCAUGAAAAGAUUCUCCUCAACAACUAACAAAGAAGAAGGAGG
Hipposideros armiger (great roundleaf bat) is the source of this 685-nucleotide messenger RNA. RefSeq names its product calcium-dependent secretion activator 2-like. Gene Ontology annotation, cellular component: glutamatergic synapse. Gene Ontology annotation, biological process: positive regulation of exocytosis; synaptic vesicle exocytosis; dense core granule exocytosis. Bases 53 to 670 code for a protein of 205 amino acids. The transcript is spliced from 5 exons. The record is from RefSeq and is a predicted model, not a curated record. Lineage: Eukaryota; Metazoa; Chordata; Mammalia; Chiroptera; Hipposideridae.